Molecule: messenger RNA, 689 nt
Organism: Daphnia pulex (common water flea)
Lineage: Eukaryota; Metazoa; Arthropoda; Branchiopoda; Diplostraca; Daphniidae
Gene: ATPsynF
Product: putative ATP synthase subunit f, mitochondrial
Exons: 4
Coding region: 279-605 (108 amino acids)
Biological process (GO): proton motive force-driven mitochondrial ATP synthesis
Molecular function (GO): proton-transporting ATP synthase activity, rotational mechanism
Source: RefSeq, a predicted model, not a curated record
UCAUGGUGGGGGGGGGUACGUACAGACGAACAAAUUUGAAACAUUGCUGAUUGUGCCAAACUGUUAUAAAUGAUAAAGUAACACAAAGUAAUAUAUGUUAAUUAUGCACCAAUAUAUGAAAAUAAAAUUUUUUAUUUAUUUCCUACAUAGAAAUUCGUUAUAGAUUUGUUAUUGCAUUAUUAAAAGAAAAUUUCCACAUCGACAACGUUCAGAUCGCGGCCAUCUUUUCGUCCCACAGUCAGUGGAAAUCUUCUCUUCAUUCUCUUGAGUAAAUUAAAAUGGCGUGGGGAGAAUAUCCAGCAGGCUACAAUCCAAAUGUACAUGGACCUUAUGAUCCAGCCCGCUUCUAUGGCAAAGCUGAUACUGCCCUAGCUAAAGUGAAACUAGGAGAGCUCACUUCUUGGCUUGGACGCAGGGAUUUGAGUUUGGGUGGCAUUUCAGGAGGCUUCAGCCGUGGAUUUUGGCGCUGGCAACACAAGUAUAUGCAGCCUAAAAAGGUUGGAAUUGCACCAUAUGUUCAAAUUACUGUUGGAGCCAUGAUUUUCUUCUACACUCUUAAUUAUGGAAAGAUGAAGCACCACCGCAAUGUUAAACACCACUGGUAAAAGUUGAUUGUGGAAACAGUCUACCAACUCCAACUGUAUAGCCAAUUCAAUAGCUUAUAAAAACCAAUACAUACAAACAAAACA